AUGAGGGCAGGAGGCCGUGUCGGGGAUCGGAGGGCGCGGCGCUUUUUUUCCGGCGCGGACCUCGCUGGGAAGAUUGCUGCUGAUCCGGUCUCUCGCGGUGGAGCAAGACGUACCAACAUUAGUUCGCUGGAUGAUGAUCUCCUACUUAAGCUUCUGCGGCGUCUACCCAUCGAUGCGGCUGUCCGCACCAGCGUUCUGUCCACUCGCUGGUGUCAUCUGUGGAAGGGAGUCCAAGACCUGUCGUUCUGCGACUUGGUAUCCCACACCAGGUCUUUUUCUGAUCUUGUGAGGGAAGUGCUGGCUGGCCGUGAAUCGGAGGAGAUCCGACGCCUAGUGAUCUGGAUCGCCAAGCGUAGCAACGCUAGCAUUUUUCUCGUGAACCCGUGGAUCCGCAUCGCUGCUGCUCGCGUAACAGGCCAGUUCGAGCUGCAGCUCCCUGCCUUGGGCGAUGAUGAUGCUCAUGGUUUUAUUGAGGUUCCUUCCUUCUCGAAGGCUCGCCUUUUAUCAAUAAAGGCUAUGGAUGUGGAGCUCAGGCUGCAACGGGACGGGGUGUUCUUGGCCCUCAGGGGGAUGCUGUUCACCGGCGUUCGUCUCAGUCAACAUGGCACGUCCCUUGGGCACAUUGUGACCCACUGCUGUCCCAAGCUGCAAAUUCUUCAGUUGUCACGUGUCAGUGGUAUUGGUGAACUGACUCUCUGCUCAUCCUCUCUAAUCGAGCUUAGACUUGCACAUGUUACUGAAAUGGUGCGGCUUGAAGUAACGACCCCAGGUUUGCGUCGAAUCUAUCUUGUAAACUGUUUCGCUUUCUCUCUGGAUCUAGAAUUGGACGCGGUGGUAGUUACUGCUCCAAUGCUCAGUGCAGUGAAUUGGCAGGGACCAUGCCCCAGGGGUGUAAAUUUUCCUGGCAAGACAAUUCUUGAUAGCCUAUGUGUCAGUGAAAGUUCAUCUGAAGUUGAAGAACAUUCCAGUUUCAUGGAUGUCCUGAAGAGAUUCAGGUUCACUAAUCUCCUAACGGUGCACAUGCCUAUCACAAGAACUACAGAGGAACAUCAAGGGCUAAUUGAACCCAUCAGACUGCCUAAGGUUGAAGAGUUAGAACUGUUCUUAACAACAAAUGGUCAUCUGUUUGCUGAAACGGUGGUAUCAUUUCUUAGGAGAUGCACUGGAUUGAAAAGGCUUCAGCUUAAUCUUGUCUACUUGGAUGAUCAUAGUGACUGUAUAUGUGGUUGCCGUAGGGCAGAAGUUUGGGACCAGGCUGUGUAUUUUGGUUCUCUAGUAGAAUUGGUGUGGAGGGCCUUCAGAGGUACACUUGAUGAAAAGAAGUUUCUGCUCAAGGUAUUUUGGAGGGGAUCGCUGCGGAAGUUCACCGCAGAACUUUUGGGUAAUGCUGAACAGGCUGCAGAAAUUAAACAGUGGCUGCACGCUGUUUGCCCUACAUCAUGUGUACUGGAGUUUCAUGACUCUACUACCAAUUGA
Molecule: messenger RNA, 1476 nt
Organism: Triticum turgidum subsp. durum (durum wheat)
Lineage: Eukaryota; Viridiplantae; Streptophyta; Magnoliopsida; Poales; Poaceae
Source: the annotation of a GenBank genome assembly